This is a messenger RNA of Nasonia vitripennis (jewel wasp), 2945 nucleotides long. RefSeq names its product protein MCM10 homolog (gene Mcm10). Lineage: Eukaryota; Metazoa; Arthropoda; Insecta; Hymenoptera; Pteromalidae. Gene Ontology annotation, molecular function: DNA replication origin binding; single-stranded DNA binding. The record is from RefSeq and is a predicted model, not a curated record. Gene Ontology annotation, cellular component: replication fork protection complex; nucleus. Bases 663 to 2864 code for a protein of 733 amino acids. Gene Ontology annotation, biological process: DNA replication; DNA replication initiation. The transcript has 2 exons.
UUUCGGAGGAAAAGACGCGGUACAACAGUGCACAGGUGUGCGCAAGGGUGUAGCACGAGCCUGCGCCGCAAAGUUGGAUUAGUUCCACAACAGCUCCGAGCAGCUGAUGACAUUUUGACGAUGAUGGAGGAUCCGGGAUGUGGAUGUGUGUAGUUGGAAGGCCGAAUGUGGAUUGAAUUGAAUUGUGUGGAUUUUAAUGCGGAGUUACUCAACACUCGAUCCUAUUAUCGUAUUGUCACUAGGCGACGGGAGUCGAAAACUAUUCGAUUCGACGGAUCGAAAUGUUUCGCAAGAUCUUCAAAUCAAUGCGCUAUUUCAAAUUGAAAGAACCUUCGCGCGUUCUAAGGCGCCACCUGUUGGCGGAAAUUCAUACGCAAACUCUGUCGAUUAUGUAGUUUUAGUGAUGUCAGAAAAUUGGCGGGAUUUUACUCCUGCGCGGUCUUUUGCUUUUCUGCUACGCGGUCAGUUGUGAUGUCGAUGAUAGAUUGCACUCGUGCCUGACGUGAAGAAUUUGCCAAUUCAUCGGAAAAAACGGAGCAGAGUUUUUGACAGGCGUCAACAAUGCCACUCACUCAAUUAUUCCUGUGAUUCGUGUCUGAAAUUUUUUUAUAAUAAAGCCUACAGAUAUUAGAGAACAAGUAUUUGAAGAGUUCACUGAAACCAUGAGCCAUGAAGAUUCAGACGAUGACCUUCUUGCUGAUCUUUUGGCAAAUGCAGAUGAUGAUGAUGGUCCGAAACCAAGUGCCAGUAGCUCCUCUGAGCCACCAAGUAAACCACGGGCAUUGAAAGAACUCGAUUUUCAUUUUCUGGACAAAGACUUUUCUAGCAAUUUCGAAGAUGAGACACUCAAAGUUCCAUCCCCGAGGAGCCAGAAAGAAGCUGCCUCUGCUAUUGACGACCACGCAAACUCCUCUGAUGACGAGGAUAAGAAGUAUUUUGAAAAACAACAGUAUUCUGACUAUGGGAAAGAUAUUAAAAAUUUGCUUAAGACUAAGGAAGCUGAGAAAAAAGACAAAAGUUUAGAAUAUACUUUUAGGAAGGAAAACACCGACAACAAUAGUUUGACAAGGAAUGAGUCACUUUCUAAGACCAAUAACUCUCCUUUAUCAAAUAGUUUCAACAAAUUGGCUCCAAAAAAUGACAAGUACAGCUUGCAAGUUCCAGCAAGUCCUAGCAGUACCUUGGCUCGCAAAGACGUAUACAGUGAUCCAAUUUUUGGUCUAAAGAUUGUCAAGCCCUUGGUGUCAUCAGCGGAGCUCACUGAAAAAAUGCAAGGUAGAAAAGCUGUAACUGUUUCAAACAUCAAGUUGCAUUUGACAAACCAAGCUCUAGGACUGCUACCGGAAGAUUGGGUGAUUGCAGGAGUAUUAUUGAAUACAAGUACUAAAACUUCCCAGAAAGGCAGUCAUUAUUGCAUUUGGAAAAUCUCUGAUCUUUCUACAGACAUGAAAGCAGUUUCCAUAUUUCUCUUUAGCGGUGCAUACAAACAGUUUUGGAAAACAACACCAGGUGCUGUUGUUGGCAUUUUGAAUCCCUCAGUUAUGGAAUCUAGAGAUGAUAAGGAUUUAGCCACACUCUCUGUAGACAACGCUUUAAAAAUAAUGAUUUUAGGCACUUCCAGGGACCUGGGCAGGUGUAAAUCAAUGAAAAAAAGUGGAGACCGUUGUACAGCUCCAGUUAACUUAAGCCAAUGCGAAUAUUGCAUUUAUCAUAUAAAACAAGAAUAUGGAAAAUAUUCCAGAAGGUCUGAACUUCAAACAACUGGAAUGCGAAGAGCUUUUGGAAAUACAUCCAGCUCACCUAAAACAGCUACACCACAAAGGCAUCCAGAAGCAGCAAAUUUUGUAGCUAUCCCAGCUAAGCGAAAUGAGGCUCAGUACAAAAAGGAUUGCGAAAGAUUAGCCUUAUUGAGAGGAGAUUCUUCUGCAAUUAAGAAGUUCAAACAACAACAACAACAACAACAAAAAGAACCAGAAAAAAAAGUAAAGGCGACUAGCGUUGAAUUGACAACUUGUCAGAUGAGAAAAGAUCAAGAAAGAUUAACAAAAUUGCAACAGUGGUCCGAUACACAGAAUUUUGAUUCUCCAACUGUAAAGGAAGAAAAAAAACCAGAACCAAAGUUCAGUUUGCCUGUUCCAAAAUUGGGAACUGGAGUGAGAGGAGGUAUAAUAGACUUUUCUCAGCCGAUUCCAAAAAAUCUUGACAGAGCUAGGCUCAGUGCUAUUGAGUGGGUCAGAAAAAACGGCUCUUUCAAAAAGACAAAUCCAAAUAAAAUUCGUCCAGCUAAAGAAGAAUUGGCGGAAAAAGGAAUUAAGCGUAGACGAGAAGAAGAGGAAGGCGAAGAAAUAGAAGCGGAAAAAAUUAGGAAGGAAGAAGUUGUCAAAAGUAAAUUCCAAGAAAUGCUAGAAAUGAAAUCAGCUCAUUCAGAUCUUAUCGAGAAGCGGCAAGACGAGGAGACGGAGCAAUACUUCCGAAAAUUAGAAGCAAAAGAACGCAUGGAAGAGAAGAUGUUGACGACUUACAAAAUCGAUUGCAAAGCUGUAAGAUGUAGCGUUUGUAAAUACGUUGCUUUUUCGAGUUCAGAUUUGUGCAAGAAAUUGCAGCAUCCAAUCAAAGUCAUUGAUGCGGUUAAAAGAUUCUUCAAGUGCGGCGAUUGUGGAAACAGAACUAUAAGUCUCGACAGAAUACCCACGGAAACUUGCAAAAAAUGUUCCAGCUCCAAAUGGGUAAAAGCUGCCAUGAUGAGCGAAAAGAAAACUGAAUUGGCUGGUUCAAAGUUGUGCAUAAGAGGUGGUGAAGAAAAAUUUAUCGGAUCUAUGGCAACUGAUGCAAGUCUGAACUUGUUAGUGCCAGAAUCUGAUUAAUGAACGUUAUUGUACAUAACUUAUUGCGUAAUUUAUAUUUUUAUGACAUAAAAUAAACAAAACAUUUUAAAUAAAAGAAAA